Lethenteron reissneri (Far Eastern brook lamprey) is the source of this 1171-nucleotide messenger RNA. RefSeq names its product serine palmitoyltransferase small subunit A (gene SPTSSA). The record is from RefSeq and is a predicted model, not a curated record. Gene Ontology annotation, biological process: ceramide biosynthetic process. Gene Ontology annotation, cellular component: serine palmitoyltransferase complex. Gene Ontology annotation, molecular function: serine C-palmitoyltransferase activity. NCBI's taxonomy places the organism in Eukaryota, Metazoa, Chordata, Hyperoartia, Petromyzontiformes, Petromyzontidae.
CUGUUUCUCGCAGUGAGGCAGAGCGAGGAGGAGGAGGAGGCGAGAUGGCGCUGCGAACGUGGGAGCGGCUGUCGCGCGUCUACCAGCAGUACCUGCUCGUCACGGCGCUCUACAUGCUGGAGCCCUGGGAGCGAACCGCCUUCAAUUCGUUCCUGCUGGCGGUGCUGGGCAUGGCCGUGUACACGGCCUACGUCUUCAUGCCACAACACAUCUCUGCAGCGCUACACUACCUGCAGCUGAUGUGACCAUGGCUGUCCGGCCAGAGCCGUCUCUGUGCGAGGGGCCCCCAAGAAGUGCGCACGACCCGAGCGAGCGUGCAAGAGCCAGCCCAGCCUGUUCUCCCUGUCCCGUUGGAGACCUGCUCAAAAUUUCCAUCUUCACCAAAACACAUGCCUUGUUAUGCUAUCGCAUUGAGGACCAACUGUGUGCAUUUUUACAAGUCUGUUGUACAAGUACAGAUAUAUUUUUCAGGAAUCCCCCCCAUCCUGCCCAUGUUUUCUGAAAUAGUAUUUGUAUGACUGACUACAUUGUUAAUUUUUAUUUAUUGUUUAUUCAGAGGGUUUCUGAAUGUUGCAUGCAGUGGCUGUGCUUUUUUACUUUAGGUUUGUGAGUGAUCCAAAUCGCACGCUUGAAAAGGUGACGACGCAAGUUUCUAACAUUUUGUGGUGCUUUUAAACAGCGGUUAACUGUAAAGCAUUCCAACAAAAUUGCUGUAUUCUAAGCGGUUAUCUAAUUGUUUAUUAAAAUGCUUUACAAUGAAAUACUAAUUUAUUACAUUGCUGCAUUUUAAUAAAUUAUUUCAAUGCCUUGUAGCGAGUGAUUUAUACAAAUGUAACCAGAAACUAAUGUCACCAGUUUCUUGUAAAUAACGGCAUUGUAGCUGCUGUUGAUUGGGAGCCGGGAGGAAUUUCGACUCCCCCAUAACUUCGCUUAGUUUCUGACUCGCUGCAGCGAAUCGCAUUCACUUAAUGAUGUGGACAAGUAAUCGUCGGCAGUGCAGAAAUGUGAAAAUACGCAGCCUUUAUACCCAGUGUAUGAUAUAUUUAAGAAAUGUGUAGCGUCUGGAGAGUAGUGUGAACGAUUUCAUUUUGUGUAACUGUUUUGUGUCUGAAUUGACAGAAUUGCCCUGAUGAGUCAGUCGCAUGUCAAUAAAUCAUACCUGUUCCAAGCA